Aspergillus clavatus NRRL 1 is the source of this 1014-nucleotide messenger RNA. Its product is annotated as glyceraldehyde 3-phosphate dehydrogenase. Lineage: Eukaryota; Fungi; Ascomycota; Eurotiomycetes; Eurotiales; Aspergillaceae. Bases 1 to 1014 code for a protein of 337 amino acids. The record is from RefSeq and is a predicted model, not a curated record. Gene Ontology annotation, biological process: glucose metabolic process. Gene Ontology annotation, molecular function: NADP binding; NAD binding; oxidoreductase activity, acting on the aldehyde or oxo group of donors, NAD or NADP as acceptor. The transcript is spliced from 3 exons.
AUGGUCAUCAAGGUGGGCAUCAACGGCUUCGGCCGGAUUGGCCGCAUCGUGCUCCGCAACUCCUUCACCCACGAGGAUCUCGAGGUCGUUGCUAUCAACGAUCCUUUUAUCGAUAUCAAGUGUGCGGCAUACAUGCUCAAGUACGAUUCCACCCACGGCCGCUUUGAGCAUGAGGUCCGUAUGGAUGACGACUCCCUCCUCAUCCAGCCGGGGAAAAGGGUGAGAUUCUAUGCGGAGAAGAAUCCCGCUGAUAUUCCCUGGAAGGAUACGGGGGCGGAGUAUAUCAUCGAGUCAACUGGAGUCUUUACCACAGUUGAUAAAGCAAAGGCCCAUCUACUAGGUGGAGCAAAGAAGGUGAUCAUCUCUGCCCCAUCGGCAGAUGCUCCGAUGUACGUGAUGGGAGUGAAUGAGGACAAGUAUGACGGUGCAGCAGUGGUAUCGAAUGCCUCAUGUACCACUAACUGUCUGGCCCCCCUGGUCAAGACCAUCCAUGAGAAGUUUGGGUUUGUGGAGGGCCUGAUGACGGCGAUUCAUGCAUACACGGCAACGCAGAAACUGGUUGAUGCCCCGUCCUCCAAAGACUGGCGCGGGGGCCGUGCUGCAGCAAAGAAUAUCAUUCCUAGCAGUACAGGGGCAGCAAAGGCAGUGGGUAAGGUGAUUCCCGAGUUGAAUGGCAAGGUCACUGGCAUGUCAAUGCGGGUACCCACUUCCAAUGUGUCGGUGGUCGACUUGACUUGCCGGAUUGAGAAGAGUGCAUCAUAUGAGGAGAUUGUUGCUGCCAUCAAGGAGGCAUCGGAGGGCCGGCUCAAGGGGAUCCUCAGCUACACCGAGGAGGAUGUUGUCUCGCGAGACAUCAUUGGAAAUCCAUCUUCGUCCAUUUUCGAUGUCAAGGCAGGCAUCUCGUUGAACCCUAAAUUUGUCAAGCUGGUGAGCUGGUAUGAUAACGAAUGGGGAUACAGCCGGCGAGUGUUGGACCUGGUGGCUUAUAUUGCCAGCGUGGAUGAUCACAAGUGA